Molecule: messenger RNA, 231 nt
Organism: Pteropus alecto (black flying fox)
Lineage: Eukaryota; Metazoa; Chordata; Mammalia; Chiroptera; Pteropodidae
Product: keratin-associated protein 19-8-like
Exons: 1
Coding region: 1-231 (76 amino acids)
Source: RefSeq, a predicted model, not a curated record
AUGAGCUACUACGGCAGCUACUACGGAGGCCUGGGCUAUGGCUAUGGAGGCUUUGGUGGCCUGGGCUGUGGCUAUGGCUGUAGAUGUGGCAGCUUCCGUGGACUGGGCUAUGGGUGUGGCUACGGAAGCUACGGAUGUGGCUGCUACCGCCCCUGUUAUUAUGGAAGCUACGGGUAUGGCUGCUGCCGCCCAUCAUGCUAUGGAGGAUAUGGAUUCUCCCGCUGCUACUAA